Lachancea lanzarotensis is the source of this 894-nucleotide messenger RNA. Its product is annotated as LALA0S15e00672g1_1. Gene Ontology annotation, molecular function: heat shock protein binding. Lineage: Eukaryota; Fungi; Ascomycota; Saccharomycetes; Saccharomycetales; Saccharomycetaceae. Bases 1 to 894 code for a protein of 297 amino acids. The transcript has a single exon. Gene Ontology annotation, cellular component: cytoplasm; nucleus. The record is from RefSeq and is a predicted model, not a curated record.
AUGACAUCCCACAAUGCUGUGCCCUUUCCGGACAUAGAUCCAUACCAAGUGCUCCAGGUUUCGGAGACAGUAACGCCAGCAGAGUUGAGAAAAUCGUAUCGUAAGCUUAUGCUACGAUACCAUCCGGAUAAAACGCAGGAUUGGGCUUCAGAAGCUAAAGAAAAGUUCCACAAGAUCCAAUUUGCCUACGAGGUUUUGGACAACUUCAAAGAUGUUUACGAUAGAACUGGUUCGGUCGAAGCCUGUUUCCAAGAUUCAGAUUUGGCCAGCUGGAAAGAUCUGUUUGAUAUGGACGUAGUUAUCGACAAACACACCAUUGAGGAAGACAAGGUAAAAUAUCGGGGCAGUCUCGAUGAAACAACUGACAUCUGUGAGUCGUGGCGUUCAAAUGAGCAGGAACAUCCUGGGAAAAGAUAUGUACCCGACGAAGACCAGUUUACACUUUUAUUUCAAGAAAUCCCACAUAUUGAGGCCAACAGUGGUGAUGAGACUUAUAUAUACACCAGAGUGGGUCAAUUACUGGAAGACGGCGCAAUUAAGGAUACGAACGGGAGUUUCGAGCGCUGGGGCCAAAACCGUAAGAAAUACUUGGCAAGUCUCAAGAAAAGAUUGGCCAAGGAAGCCAAACUGGCGGAUGAAAUGUUGGCUCAUAUGAAAGAAAAUGAGAAAACUAAGUCAAUUGGCAGCAGCGAUGAGAAUCUCCGAGAACUGAUCCAAAAGAAGAACAAGUCAUCUUUCGAUUCCCUCAUCUCAAGACUUGAAUCUCAAGCAAAUACAAAGACCAAGAAUAAAACUAAGUCUGGGGCAAAGGCCAAAUUCAAGAGGAGUCAUGCGGAAAUCGACGACGCUGAGUUCGAGCAACUACAAGCCAAAAUUACCAAGAGGAAACGAUAG